This is a messenger RNA of Paramecium tetraurelia, 348 nucleotides long. RefSeq lists its product as uncharacterized. The record is from RefSeq and is a predicted model, not a curated record. The transcript has 2 exons. Gene Ontology annotation, biological process: protein ubiquitination. Gene Ontology annotation, molecular function: ubiquitin protein ligase activity. Lineage: Eukaryota; Ciliophora; Oligohymenophorea; Peniculida; Parameciidae.
AUGUUUUUUGUAUGUAAGAACAUUAGAAGCAGAAAAAGACUAUUAUAAUAACAAAGAUUGAGAAUGGCUAGGUACGGAGAAUCGUCUGGAAAUUAUCAAUAAGAUUAAAUCAACAUUUUCGAUCAUCUAUCUCCAGUUUCAAUUAGUGAAUUAAAUAACUAAGAUGAUUGCACCAUUUGCUUAUAAAAAUUGAAUGAUGAACUAGAGGUUAGACAAACAUGUUGCCAUCACAAUUUCCAUUCUUUAUGUAUAAAAGAGUGGCUUAAAAAUAAUAAAAAAGAAUGUCCUGUCUGCAGAUCUAAUUUAGUUCCAAAAGAUGGUAACAUAAAUACAAUUCCUCAAUAAUGA